This is a messenger RNA of Penicillium robsamsonii, 600 nucleotides long. RefSeq lists its product as uncharacterized. The transcript is spliced from 3 exons. The record is from RefSeq and is a predicted model, not a curated record. The coding region runs from base 1 to 600 and encodes 199 amino acids. NCBI's taxonomy places the organism in Eukaryota, Fungi, Ascomycota, Eurotiomycetes, Eurotiales, Aspergillaceae.
AUGUCUUCAGACUAUGAUGCACCCAAUAUCGAAAUUUCCAAUGCGAAAUUCGUUGAGCUCAUUAGACAGACGAAUAAGGUGUUUAUUUGCCGAGCCCGCUGGCAGGACAAAGACUGCGUGCUCAAAGUGUUCCCUCCUUAUAAAUGGGACAGAAUUCAUCCACCGUUCCGUUCGAUUGAUCUUUUCAAAAAUGAAAGUCGCGCAUACAGUCGAUUGAAGGCUCGAGGCUUUUGCGAACGAGGAUCUGUGCCUGAUUUCUAUGGGGUGGUUGAGAAUAUUGACUUUGAGGCGGAGGGCUGCUCAAGAAAUUCUGACAAAACUUUUCCUCGGGGUCUUGAUCCUAAGGCUCGCCCAAACGGUGUCUUGAUGGAAUACAUUCCCGAUGUGAAUAUGCUUGAACUCUCUAACUACACAGAGCAAAGAGCUCGCAACCUCCGGCGACUUCUGCUCGAGAUUCAUGAGGCUGGGAUUGUACACCUUGAUCCUUAUCCUCGAAACAUGCUAAUCCAGGGUGAUUCCGAUUGGGUGCUCUGGAUCGACUACGAACUUGCCCAGAUAUUUGACCCAGAGCACUCGGAGCAGCCCAGGUUUUUUGCCUAG